Messenger RNA from Brugia malayi, 339 nucleotides. RefSeq lists its product as uncharacterized. The coding region runs from base 1 to 339 and encodes 112 amino acids. The transcript is spliced from 2 exons. The record is from RefSeq and is a predicted model, not a curated record. Lineage: Eukaryota; Metazoa; Nematoda; Chromadorea; Rhabditida; Onchocercidae.
AUGAAAUCUAUUUCAAUUGCACUGGUACUUGUAGUUGCUGUGAUGACAUGUCAAACGAAGGAAUUGAAAUUAUCAGAACUGAUUACUCUUGAAAAUCAGGAAGAAAGCCUUUGUGAAUCAUGUCAAAUGUUUAUCAAUGGAAUAAAUAAUGUAAUUGAACAAGCUUUUGAUUGGGUCACUCAGGAAAUGGAUGAUUUCUGCGAUGACCAUUUUGCUUAUAAUUCAACUGCUACUAUGACAUGUAAAGCGAAAGUAGAUAAAGUGGUUGAAAAAAUACGAGAUUUUGUUGUGCUUGAAGAUGCUUCAGAAAUGAUAUGUCGAAAGUUUUAUCUUUGUUGA